AUGCGCGAAAUCGUCCACGUCCAGGCCGGCCAAUGCGGUAACCAGAUCGGCACGAAGUUCUGGGAGGUCAUCUCGGACGAGCACGGCAUCCAGCCCGACGGACAGUACCAGGGCGAGUCCGAGCUGCAGCGCGAGCGCCUGGAUGUCUACUACAACGAGGCCAACGGCAACAAGUAUGUCCCGCGCGCCGUCUUGGUCGACCUCGAGCCAGGCACGAUGGAUUCCGUCCGCGCCGGGCCCUACGGGCAGCUCUUCCGCCCCGACAACUUCGUCUUCGGCCAGUCCGGUGCCGGCAACAACUGGGCCAAGGGCCACUACACCGAAGGAGCUGAACUCGUCGACCAGGUGCUCGAUGUUGUGCGCAAGGAGGCUGAGGGCUGCGACUGUCUCCAGGGCUUCCAGCUGACUCACUCCCUCGGAGGAGGAACCGGAUCCGGAAUGGGCACCCUGCUCAUCUCCAAGAUCCGUGAGGAGUACCCGGACAGGAUCAUGGCCUCGUUCUCGGUUGUCUCCGACACCGUCGUUGAGCCUUACAACGCUACGCUGUCUGUGCACCAGCUCGUCGAGAACACCGACGAGACCUUCUGCAUCGACAACGAGGCUCUCUACGACAUCUGCCACCGCACCCUGAAGCUGACCAAUCCUGCCUAUGGGGAUCUCAACCACUUGGUCUCACUGACGAUGUCGGGCGUCACUACUUGUCUGCGCUUCCCCGGCCAACUCAACGCUGAUCUCCGCAAGCUGGCCGUCAACAUGGUUCCGUUCCCGCGUCUCCACUUCUUCAUGACUGGCUUCGCUCCUUUGUCCGCCAAGGGCACCGCGCAGUACAAGGCCAUGACUGUCUCUGAGCUCACGCAGCAGAUGUUUGACGCUAAGAACAUGAUGGCUGCCUGCGAUCCGCGACAUGGGCGUUACCUGACCGUCGCCGCAAUGUUCCGCGGCAAGAUGAGCAUGCGCGAGGUGGACGACCAGAUGCACUCUGUGCAGAACAAGAACUCGUCAUACUUUGUCGAAUGGAUCCCCAACAACGUCAAGACUGCCGUGUGCGACAUCCCGCCACGUGGACUGAAGAUGGCCGCGACCUUCGUUGGCAACUCCACCGCCAUCCAGGAGCUCUUCAAGCGCAUCAGCGAGCAAUUCACAGCCAUGUUCCGUCGCAAGGCCUUCCUCCAUUGGUACACGGGCGAGGGCAUGGACGAGAUGGAGUUCACCGAGGCGGAGUCGAACAUGAACGAUCUCGUCUCCGAAUACCAGCAAUACCAAGAGGCCACCGCCGACGACGAAGGCGAGCCGUUGAGCGCGAUGCUGCGUCGUUCGGGAAGGAUCGACUGGGUUUUGAAGGCGUGCACUCGCGGCGGCUCUUCGUAUGAGCGGCUUCCGAUUGACGCAAAAUGGGCGGCAAUCGCUUCGAAGGCGAUGAAGGGGAAAGACGCGAAUACCCUGAUGUACAACACGCCCGAGGGGAUCCCGAUCAAGCCGUUGUAUACGGCCACCGACCGAAAGUGCGAUCAGGGAAAGGAGAAUGAGCUUCCCGGAACAUUUCCGUUCACCCGAGGGCCCUACCCGACAAUGUACACGCAGCGCCCGUGGACCAUCAGACAAUACGCCGGAUUUUCGACUGUAGAAGAAUCCAACAAAUUCUACAAGGACAACAUCAAGGCCGGCCAGCAGGGGCUUUCCGUCGCCUUCGAUUUGGCCACCCAUCGAGGAUAUGAUUCCGACAACCCGCGUGUAUUUGGUGAUGUCGGCAUGGCGGGCGUGGCCGUGGAUACUGUUGAGGACAUGAAGCAGCUCUUUGACGGGAUCCCGCUUGACAAGAUGAGUGUCUCGAUGACGAUGAACGGGGCCGUCAUCCCGGUGCUGGCGAUGUUUAUUGUAGCAGGAGAAGAGCAGGGCGUGCCGAAGAAGCUGCUUUCCGGCACCAUCCAAAACGACAUCCUCAAGGAAUUUAUGGUCCGCAACACCUACAUCUACCCGCCCGAGCCCUCGAUGCGGCUGAUCGGCGACAUUUUUGCCUACACCAGCGCCCACAUGCCGAAAUUCAACUCGAUUUCGAUUUCGGGAUACCAUAUGCAGGAAGCCGGAGCCGACGCCGUCCUCGAAAUGGCCUUCACAAUUGCCGACGGGCUAGAGUACUGCGCGACGGGGCUGAAGGCCGGGCUGGAGAUUGACAAGUUCGCCCCGCGACUCUCCUUCUUCUGGGGCAUUUCGAUGAAUUUCUACAUGGAGAUCGCCAAGAUGCGCGCGGCCCGUCGGCUUUGGGCGCACCUCGUCAAGGAGCGCUUCUCCCCGAAGGACGCCAAGUCGAUGAUGCUGCGCACGCACUCGCAGACGUCUGGGUGGUCGCUGACCGAGCAGGACCCCUACAACAACAUCAUCCGCACGUGCGUCGAAGCCAUGGCCUCCGUGUUCGGCGGCACGCAGUCGCUGCACACCAAUUCGUUUGACGAGGCGCUCGGCUUGCCCACCCCGUUCUCGGCCCGAAUCGCGCGCAACACACAAAUCAUCAUCCAGGAAGAGAGCGGCAUUUGUAAGGUGGCAGAUCCCUGGGGCGGCUCUUACAUGAUGGAGUCGCUGACCGACGAGAUGUACGAGGCCGCGCUGAAGAUUAUCAAGGAGAUCGACGAGCUGGGCGGGAUGGCCAAGGCAGUGGCCAGCGGCAUGACGAAGCUGCGCAUCGAGGAGGCCGCUGCCCGAAAACAGGCCCGCAUCGACGCCGGAAAGGACGUGAUCGUCGGCGUCAACAAGUACCGGCUGGAGAAGGAAUCCCCGAUCGAAGUGCUGCAAAUCGACAACAAGAAGGUGCGCGAGUCGCAGAUCGCCAAAAUCCAGCACAUCCGCGCCACCAGGGACAAGGCGGCCGCCGAGGGGGCGCUGAAGCAGAUUGAGGAGUUUUCCGGCGGCAAGGGCAACCUGCUCGAGGCGGCCGUGGCGGCGGCGAAGGCGCGCUGCACGGUGGGCGAGAUUUCGGACGCGAUGGAGAAGGUGUUCAACCGACACACGGCCGUCAACCGGCUCGUCUCCGGCGCGUACAAGAACGAAUUUGGCGAGACCAGCGAGAUCAACGGGGUGCUCGAACGCGUCACGCAAUACGCCCAAAAAGAGGGCCGUCAACCGCGAAUCAUGGUGGCCAAGAUGGGCCAAGACGGGCACGACCGCGGCGCCAAGGUCAUCGCCACCGGAUUCGCCGACCUCGGCUUCGACGUCGACGUGGGCCCUCUUUUCCAAACACCAGCAGAAGCCGCACAACAGGCCGUCGACGCCGACGUGCACGUCAUCGGCGCCUCGUCACUUGCCGCCGGCCACUUGACGCUCGUGCCGCAGCUGGUCGACGAGCUGAAGAAGCUCGGUAGAGAGGACAUCCUCGUUGUCGCCGGCGGCGUCAUCCCGCCCCAAGAUUACGACGCGCUGCACAAGGCCGGCGUGGCGCUGAUCUUUGGCCCGGGCACGCGGCUUCCCGUUUGCGCGAAUAAUAUCCUCGAGAAGCUCGAAGCGCAGCUGGCCGCAUCAAGCCGAGCC
Molecule: messenger RNA, 3519 nt
Organism: Mesorhabditis spiculigera
Lineage: Eukaryota; Metazoa; Nematoda; Chromadorea; Rhabditida; Rhabditidae
Source: the annotation of a GenBank genome assembly